Molecule: messenger RNA, 1659 nt
Organism: Penicilliopsis zonata CBS 506.65
Lineage: Eukaryota; Fungi; Ascomycota; Eurotiomycetes; Eurotiales; Aspergillaceae
Exons: 2
Coding region: 196-1659 (487 amino acids)
Source: RefSeq, a predicted model, not a curated record
CUCUUCUUCCCUUGUAAGCUCUGGCAGCUUCCCCGCCUAUUUAACAUAACCUCUUCCCUCCUUCUUCUUCCACCAAGGCAUAUAAUUAGUACCGUAUAGUACGUCCUAUCUUGUUGUACUAUUCUAGUACUUAUAUUUGUUGUACUAUUAUAGUACUAUUAUAGUACCUCUACGGUACUCUAUUGUGCUGACGCCAUGACAACCGUCUCCGAUCUGGAUCUGGAUAUUUCUCCAGUCCCUCGCUCGCGAGAGGAAAACCAGGAGAGAGCAUUUAUUGCUGCCUCACGACGGAAAGAUCGCAGUCUGGAUGCAAGGCUUGAAUCUGCAAACCGGGCGUCGAUGCUGCACAAGAAACGCACCGGUAAGGCCCUCCACAUCACCAAGGAGAUCGUCGAGAAGGAGGCCAUGUACGAAGAGGUCGACGAACGGUACCAGGAGAAACGCAUCCGCAUGCUGCAGGCCCAGAAUCUGCAGAUUGAAGAGGAGUUCCAGCGCCAUCUCCUCGCAGCCUUUGCCGCGCGUGCCAACGGCUCCUCCUCAGCGCUCGCCUCUCGCCGGGCGGCCAGUAUAGGCGGCCCGAGAAAAAUGAGCCUUGACUUGUCGGGCUUGAACGCUGCUUGCUCCUCUCAGAACUGUCCGCCGUCUCUGACCAGCCCGAUGGUUCACGAUUCCGGAUACGGCCUCUCCCCCGCCGGCUCUCCCUUUGCUGCUGCUACCCCAGUGACCGCAGUCGCCUGCCACAGCCCGCACUCUGCCGCAGGCCCGAUGGGCCCUUCUGCUGCUGCCUCGCCGUAUCACCAUCCCCACGGUCUCUCCACCGUUACACCAGGGCCCUUGCCCCAAUAUAUCGCUGGCCCCCAGCAACCGCUCACUCCAUCAUGGCCCCAGCGCUCACCCGUCCAGCCUACAUUCCGUUCCUGGCAGGGGUUUGCCGCGCCCGCAGACUGCCCCCCUUCUGUCGAGAUGUGGCAGCAGCGGCUUGUGCAACAGUCGCAUCUUCCGUCGCCUGAGGCCUCCACCUUCCGGAUGCGGCCGUUCAGAGACCGGCUCGCCUCCGCCCCAGAGCUACCAGUCUAUCCUACCACCACCACCACAGCUAUGCCUACUCUAGCUUCUGCUACUGCUACUGCUACUGCUGCUGCUGCUGCCGCUGCCGCUGCCAGAAAUCCCAUGGUUCAUACCCGUGCCCCCUCGGACCCUAUCGCUGCCCCCAACUUCUCCGAGUCGAGCUCCCCACAACACCUUGACCUUGUCUCGACGGAAACCCUAUCCACGCCUGAACUGUGUCCUACCCCGAAUACCCCUCUCUCUCCAACCUCUGGGCAGAUUCAAUAUCAGCAACAACAACAACAACAACACGAUAAUACUUUCCCCGUUUCUAAUUCUACUUCUUCAUUGGACCUGGAUCUUUUCGUUGAAAAGGAAGGAGAAAACCUGAUGGUCUCGUCGCACGAUGACCUGGACCCGGAAUUCGACGAGUUUAGUCGGUUCGCAUGGGGACUGGGCCAGGGCCAGCAACUGCUUUUGGGCGACCACCACCACCACCACCACCAAUUAGGACAGCUGGGCCAGUUGAGCACCCUGCCACCCCCCGCACGGACGGAUACCUUUGGCUUUGACGACAUUGUUUUUGACGAGUUUGCGACGAGUGUGGCAUAG